ACGACCACAGAAGAGCUGAACGAGGAAUAAAACGCGUAUGAUGCUACAGAUAAGAGGGAAUAAUAACAGCUUGAACUUGUUCUUUUUUUCCCUGCUAAACCUCUCCUCAUCUCUGUUUUAUUCUGCUCUCCUUGUCUGUCUUUUCAAACCAUUUAGUGAAGUGCCUCUGACCUCAUCUGCUGAGUGCAGCUGGACUGAAUUCAAAUUGGGAAUGUACAACAGUGAGUAAGGACUUUUUUGAGGAACUCCUGCCAAAGAGAGAGCAAGAGACUAGAAGAGCGAGCUGUCUGAGGACUCCCUGGGAGUUAGUGUGGACCUGUGGGAGACAGGAGGGUUGUAAGAUGAGUCUAAACACCGGUCAGACUCUGACCAUCAGUGGACAGGACUUGACCAGAAAUGGCAGCAGCAACCGAGCUCCCUGGGAAGAUGCUAGGGCAGUUGUGAAGCCCUCCACCCCCACCAGGAAACCACCCAAGCCGGAGAAUGCUGUCACCAUCGCGGUGUCAUCACGAGUCCUCUUCAACAUGGAGAAAGAGCAGCACAUCUAUGAGCAGCAAGGCAUGGAAGAGUACAUCAAGUAUCAAGUGGAGCAUGAAACGCUGCCAUUCAGUCCAGGACCUGCCUUCUCCUUCGUCAAGGCUCUGGAGGCUGUGAACGCUCGACUGAGGGAGCUUUACCCUGAGAGUGAGGAGCUCUUUGAUGUUGUGCUCAUGACCAACAACCACGCAUAUGUCGGAUUAAGACUCAUCAAUACCAUCAAUCAUCACCAGCUGUUCAUUGAGCGCUUCUGUAUGACGGGGGGAAAUAGUCCCAUAGGCUACUUGAAGGCUUACCACACCAACCUGUACCUGUCUGCUGACCCAGCCAAGGUUCGAGAAGCUCUGGAAGAAGGCAUAGCAGCAGCCAUCAUGUUCACCCCGGAGAAGAUGACGGAAGUGUCGGAGACUCAGCUGCGUGUCGCCUUUGAUGGUGACGCUGUCCUCUUCUCUGAUGAGUCUGAGCGCAUUUACAAAGCCCAUGGACUGGACAAGUUCUUUGAGCACGAGAAGGCACAUGAGAACAAACCUCUGGACCAUGGACCAUUGAAAGGUUUCCUGGAGGCUUUAGGAAAGCUGCAGAAGAAGUUUUAUGGCAAAGGCCAGCGCAUGGACUGCCCCAUCCGGACCUACUUGGUGACAGCCCGCAGCGCAGCCAGCUCUGGUACCAGAGCCCUAAAAACUCUGCGCUCGUGGGGCCUGGAGAUAGAUGAGGCUCUUUUUCUGGCAGGGGCACCCAAGGGUCCCAUGCUUGAGAAGAUCAGGCCGCAUAUUUUCUUUGAUGACCAGAUGUUUCAUGUGGAGGGGGCAGCGGAAAUGGGGACAGUAGCAUGCCAUGUGCCCUACGGGAUUGCUCAGAAAGUUACCAAGAAAGGCAUUAAGGACAAGGAGACUUCUUAAGCACCCAAGUAGCUUGACAUCAGUGUGCAGCUGUGCAGAGGAAUAAAGUGACAUUUCACUUUGUCUUUCAGCAGCUGAGGAGGUUAUAAGUGUAGGUGAUGCAAUGUGACCUGUAUAUAACAUGUGAUUAUAUAGUAAUAAUAGUCAGUUAAUAACAUUUAAGCUCAGACGGUUAUGUUAUCCAUGGGUUUAUAAAGAGAUGCAACUUUCUAAUGAGGAACUCCUUACUGACUGCAGGUGUAACUUAACUGUUAACAAAUAAUAUACGGAAGCUUUAUAGAUUAAUUAUAAGUCUAUAAGAAUAAUGCCUUCCAGUGACUUGACCAUAUGACUACAUGGAAAGGGCUGCAGAGGACCUAGACCAAAAUCUAUUUAUUUGGCACAUAUUAACUUCUUAUUAAUGUUUUAACCAACAUUUGUGACGGCGUUGUUACAAACAGAGAGGAUAAACACCAACAUGAUUGUUCUCAAUCUAGCAAUCUAAGUUCUUAUUAACCAUUAAUAAAGCCAUUAGUUAGAACUUAUGAAGCCUUUAUAAAAACUGCCUUAUUACAAAGAAAUAGUGUUGAUCAUUUUUCAAAUUUUCGUCUGCCAUUGGAAAUUUAACUCACAUACCACCACCCUCCUGUACUCUCUAUAUUUAUAUACUUUUACUCACACCCGUGUACUUUUUUGAAAAGUUGAAAAUCCUUUCAAAAUAAAGGAUCUACAAAUUCAGCAAUAUUUAUUUAGAUACCAAUUUUCUGAGGAAACAGGAAGUAACUGAAGGCUGAUUUUGACAGAAAGGGAGUCUGACUGCAGCCUGCACCCAUUGGGAUUCAUACAUCAGUCUGCUGUUUGUCUGUGUGUUUUGAAAGCUGUGCCUUUUUCUCAUUAUUCUCAUUAUUAUUAUUAUAUCACAUUUUUGUUGUUGUGUUGUUGGUAUACGUAUGUAUGGUGUAAAUGUUGUUGUAUAUGAAUGUACUUUAAGACUGCAAAUGAAGCAUAUCAGUAAAAACU
Scatophagus argus is the source of this 2435-nucleotide messenger RNA. Its product is annotated as cytosolic 5'-nucleotidase 1A-like. The transcript has 6 exons. Gene Ontology annotation, cellular component: cytoplasm; cytosol. The coding region runs from base 342 to 1436 and encodes 364 amino acids. The record is from RefSeq and is a predicted model, not a curated record. NCBI's taxonomy places the organism in Eukaryota, Metazoa, Chordata, Actinopteri, Scatophagidae. Gene Ontology annotation, molecular function: 5'-nucleotidase activity; magnesium ion binding; nucleotide binding. Gene Ontology annotation, biological process: adenosine metabolic process; nucleotide metabolic process.